CGUGGCCGCCCUCGAAGCCUGUAUGGUCGCCGCCGUCGCCGCCCGUCUGGUUGCCGCCCUCGACGCCCGUGUGCUCCCGCCCUCGCCGUCCGUGUGCCCGCCAUCCGCACCCGGGUGGCCGCCGACGGCAGCCCUUACGCCGGUUGAGUGCCUGCCGCCUUCCUCCAUCGCGGCGACCUCGCACCAGUUGACGCGGCUGGCGGCGGUCAAAGGCACGCCAUCACCCUCAGCGCAGCCGCCUCUGCCGUUAGAUCCGGUUAUCCCGGAGGAUUUCGUCGCGCCGCAGGUCCCGCAACCAGCCUGCGGGCUCCUGGCUGCCGCGGAGAGCAGCAGCCCGGCACUGUUGUCCUUCCCUCCUGCGUCAAUCCCGCCGUUCACCACCACCAGCCCCGCGCCACCGCAACAGCACUGCGCACGCGCUUUCUUCGGGGGCGUGGAUGGCAUCCAGGCAUCGGCGGCGGUGCGGCUACAGGCUGCAGCACGCGGCCUCCUAGCGCGGCGACGGCUACAGAAGAUGCGCUUGGAGAUGCAAGAGGCGGCUUUGACAGCGAUCGACCUCGGCAAUUGGGGGCGCAACCUCGACAAAUGGGGGCGCGACCUCGCCCCGUCAGACGGCCACCAGCGCUCGUGCCAACUCGCCGCUGUCUUCACGCGCAUGCAUGGUAGCGAACUCCAAUUCUACAGCAGCGAUAGGGGAGGCGCUUUCCUCCUUGACAUCGGCGGAGGCACAUUGCCUGGCGCCAUCACGUUCCGUCACCGGCCACCACGAGGACGUCUCCGCUGGUCGCUGUCGCGACUAAUUUCCGAUGGUCUCCAUGGGAUCCAGGCGGCUACUUACGUGCAGGUCCAGCACAAGGAGGGUGUCCGCCGUAUCUUCAAGAGUCAAAAAUAAAGAAUUGCAGUUUAUUUAAAAUAAGCCGAGAUGUAAAAGGCUUGUUCUUAGGUUUUCGGUUUGCAUCUAGUGGAGUCAUCAUUAGCGUCAUUGUUAGGUUGCAGCGCGAGGACGAGCUGCAUGUCCAGGUGGGGUGUAGUGUUAGAGGAGUCAAGGGCCUAUUGGGCCUUAGCCUAUUAGGGUUAAUUAGUCGCUUGCUUAGGGGUCAAGUAAACCUCUCUAUAUAAGAGAGGAGAUGUAUCAAUCUAAUCAAGCAAGAGAUUAGAAGGAAAUCCCUUCUCUCUUGCCGGCCGUGGGCGAAGCGCGGCCGGCGUUCCCAGCGCCCCCAACCCUAGCCGCCGCUCUCUCGCCCUCGCAGCCGCCGCCUCGUGAACAGUACCCGCGGUACUGUAUCACCGCGGGUACUGUAGCGCCGCCGCCGCUUCCCUCAGCGCUCUCUCCUCUCGAUCCCAUCAGCGUUCAUAACAUCGGGUAUCGUCAAGGGCCUAUUGGGCCUUAGCCCAUUAGGCCCUCGACUCCUCUAACACAGUUUCCCAUUUUCUUAUUUUUCCUUGAUUUUUUCUGAUUUUUUAAGACUAUUUUUUUUGCUCUAGGGUUUCCUCCCCUGGUUCUCCAAAUAGAGGCGGGGAUUUACUAACCCAAGUGGGAAUGGCACCCAGGGAAAUCAAUUGACGUAAUAAUCCCUACGUGGGGUGCCUUCCCUGGGCUAGCUACCCCCUGCUUCCCAAACUAAGCCUAACUGUGCUAUUUGUGUUGGGAUCUGACCAUGUAUUUUUACCUA
Messenger RNA from Panicum virgatum (switchgrass), 1673 nucleotides. RefSeq lists its product as uncharacterized. NCBI's taxonomy places the organism in Eukaryota, Viridiplantae, Streptophyta, Magnoliopsida, Poales, Poaceae. Gene Ontology annotation, molecular function: protein binding. Bases 23 to 892 code for a protein of 289 amino acids. The record is from RefSeq and is a predicted model, not a curated record. The transcript has 2 exons.